ACAGCACGCUGACUUACUUGAUGCCGAAGGGAAACACGACCGCUGUGCUGUGGUAGAUAUCAACCAAGUCGUGUCCUUGUGUCCACUGUCCAGCAGUCACGCAGCGGCGGUACCGCAGGAGGUUCCGUGUCCCCCACUCUGUGAGUUUCUGUCCUCGGACACCAAGAAGCGUGCUGUGCCCCUUGUAGCCCUCCUGUUCUUGGGACAGCGUGAGAGUCGCCUGCACGUGGAGCGGCUUUCUCCUUGGAUGACCUCCAUGCCGCGGGCAAAGCACCUUGCCGCGGGUUCGAAGGUGCAGCAGAGUCCGUGUUAACCGUCCCUCGGCACUUGGGGCCGACUUGCGGAGCUGCUGACCCGAGUUGCGUCUCCACUGCACCCACAAUCAAGAGAAGCGGGGAAGAGGUUAAAGUUUGAGUGGACACUCGACACGGGUGUCGUCCCAUGAUGUACACCAUCACCAGAGGUCCCAGCAAACUCGUUACACAACGGAGGACGGCAGGCCCCACGCAACAGAUUGAGAAUAAAUUCGCCGAUCUGAAGCUCAAGCCGACGACGUGGCUCACGUCAAACACUCCGCCUCCAAAGAUCGUGUUCAACCGCCUCAAUGGAAAGCGUCACCACGUUGCAUCUGUGCAGAAGGUGGACAACCCAACAGAGGGAUUCACUCCUGCACACGAGGAGAAUGUCAAAUUUGUAUCUGAAGCAUGGCGGGAGGUGGAGCAAAAGCUGGGAGAAGGUGACAACGGGGAGUCAGUGGACAGCCAGGGACCUGUUCAGUACACAGAGAAGAAUCCCAAUGUUGUCGUGAAGAAUUUUGUUCCCAUUGACCUGGAGGAGUGGUGGGCUCAGCGCUUCCUUGCAAAUAUUGGAGACCUGUCAUGAUUGUUUGGAGGAUUUGAAACACAACGGGAUACAAUUCGCCCAUGCCCCAUCAGCGAAGGGGUCGAUGGGAGAGUCCCGUCUGGCUUCAGGAUGCUGCGUGUGAAGCGUUGGCUGCCAUUUGGCGCUCGAUCCGAAAGCUGAAGCUUCACGCUGCUUUAAGAACUGAGUGCACCUAACAGUCGUGAUUUAAUGUGUAGCUGCGAAAAAGGCCACACUCUACUUGAAUGACACAUUUGAUAGAAGCUUUUCUUCUUCAAGAGCUUCCAUCGUUUCUCAAGUGUGCUCUGCUUUAUGGAGCGACUGGCUCAACUUUGGAAAUAUACUGAAGAGCACAAGUAAAAUGUUUUUCAAAACA
Syngnathus typhle (broad-nosed pipefish) is the source of this 1237-nucleotide messenger RNA. RefSeq names its product MAPK regulated corepressor interacting protein 2 (gene mcrip2). The transcript is spliced from 5 exons. The coding region runs from base 442 to 882 and encodes 146 amino acids. Lineage: Eukaryota; Metazoa; Chordata; Actinopteri; Syngnathiformes; Syngnathidae. The record is from RefSeq and is a predicted model, not a curated record.